AUGGAGGCCAACCGCGAGUCCGCGAUUGACGCGCUCACCAAGGCCCGCGCGGGACGCGGGCGACCACGCGAGCGCCGUCCGCCUCGCGGAGAAGAGCCUGCGGAUCUGCAAGACGGAAGAGGCGCAGGCGUUCCUCGACUUUGGGAGGCGGAGGCGGCCGAGAAGGCGGCCGAGAAGGCGCUCGAGGCCAAGGGGCGGCGCGAGCAGCGCGAGCGGGAGGCGGCGGCGGCGGCGCGAGAGCGCGAGCAGGCGGCACGCAGGCGCGAGGCAGAGCGAGUGGCGGACGAGGCGCGCCGGGCGGCGGACGCGGCGGCGCUGGAGGAGCAGAGGCGAGCCAUUGCGGCGGAGGCGGAGGCGAAGCUAGCCGCUGAGCGCGCGGCAGCAGAGGAGGUGCUGCGGGCGAGGGAGGCGGAGAGGCGAGCAGCAGAGGAGGCGCAGCGAGAGGAGCAGCGGGCGGCCGCGGCGGCGCGCAAAGCCGCUCAGGCAGAGGCGGCGCGGCGCGAGAAGGAGGCUGCGGACAGGAGGGCGGAGGAGGAGAAGGCGAGGCGGCGCGCAAAGGCGGCGGAGGCAACGGCGGCCAAGAAGGAGGCCAAGGCGAAGAAGAAGGAGGCCAAGAGGGCGCCGUCUGCCUUAACGCUCGAGGAGGAGCGGAGGGCGCGGGCUGCGGCAGAGGUUCGCGCACAGGAGGAGAGGGCGGCGCAGCUGGCUGCUGAGCAGGAGUCGGCGAGGCGGGCGGAGCGGGAGGCAGCAGAGCUAGCGGGUGCGGCGGAGCGGGCGGCGCUGCGCGAGGAUGCGGAGCUGGCAGAGGCGCUGCGCCGGUCAGAGGCGGAUGCGGAGGAGGCGCUGGCGCGUCGGGUGUCGCGGUGCGAGGAGGCGGUGAGCAGCGAGUCGACCGGCGGCGGCGGGGACUUGCCGCGGCGUGUCGAGCGGCUGGAGGCGAGCAUCGGCGCGGCGACCGAGGGCAGCCUCGAGGAGCGGGUCGGCGCCAUCGAGCGCUUGAUCGGGUCAGAGGCAGGAGAGGCGGUACAGGCAGCAGAGAGGGCACAGGUGGCAGCGGAGCGCCUUGUACCAGUCACUAAGGCGUUUGCAACCGUCUCUCUGCAGGACGCAGCUCAGCCCCCUGAGCCGGCGUCAGAGAGCGACGUCCCGCCCGAGCUGCAGUGCCCGCUCUCCUUCGAGGUCAUGACGGACCCGGUGAUGAACGCGGCUGGCCAAACCUACGAGCGGGCGGCCAUCGAGAAGUGGUUCGCGAGGGGCAAGCGCACCGACCCGAUGAGCGGCGCGGUGCUAGAGCACACGCGCCUAGUGCCGAACGUGCUCGUGCGCGGAAUGUGCCGCAAGUACGCCGCUGCGUGA
Messenger RNA from Emiliania huxleyi CCMP1516, 1356 nucleotides. RefSeq lists its product as hypothetical. Gene Ontology annotation, molecular function: ubiquitin-protein transferase activity. The transcript has 2 exons. Bases 1 to 1356 code for a protein of 451 amino acids. Lineage: Eukaryota; Haptophyta; Isochrysidales; Noelaerhabdaceae. The record is from RefSeq and is a predicted model, not a curated record. Gene Ontology annotation, biological process: protein ubiquitination.